AUGCCUCGCCGUGCAGCCUCUCCCGCUGCGUCGGAGACCGAAUUCGAUAUCACGAAUGCGCUGUUCCAAAACGACGACUCCGACAAUGAGAUCCCGAUUCGACCUCACCAGAACAAGCCAGCAUCUGCCUCUCAGGAUCUCGAUUUUCUCGGCGCCGACGAUGACGACGACGGCGAUGCGGCUUUCAUCGCGAGUCGGCAGGCAUCUGCCAACCGUAAAGGAUCGAACCUCAAAGGCCGUACGGUGAAGAAAGGUGGCGGUUUCCAAGCUAUGGGAUUGAGCAGCAAUCUGUUGAAAGCCAUUACCCGCAAAGGCUUCUCUGUGCCCACUCCCAUUCAGCGGAAGACCAUCCCCGUGAUUAUGGACGACAAGGAUGUGGUCGGUAUGGCGCGGACUGGUUCUGGCAAGACUGCCGCGUUCGUCAUUCCCAUGGUCCAAAAGUUAAAGCGCCACAACACCCAGUUCGGCGCUCGUGCUCUGAUUAUGUCGCCGUCGCGAGAACUGGCCUUGCAGACCAUGAAAGUAAUCAAGGAGAUGGGACGAGGAACAGAUCUUCGGGCUGUCCUUCUCGUUGGUGGAGACAGUCUGGAGGAACAGUUUGGAAUGAUGACUAGCAACCCUGAUAUCAUCAUCGCAACCCCCGGCCGAUUCCUGCAUCUGAAAGUGGAAAUGGACCUGGAUCUGUCUAGCAUCCGCUAUGUCGUCUUCGAUGAAGCUGAUCGGCUGUUCGAAAUGGGCUUCGCUGCGCAGUUGACCGAGAUUCUCCACGGACUCCCUCACACCCGGCAAACGCUUCUCUUCUCUGCGACUCUGCCUAAGUCGCUGGUGGAAUUUGCUCGUGCAGGCUUACAGGAGCCAAGUUUGGUGCGACUUGAUGCUGAGAGCAAAAUCUCUCCAGAUCUUCAGAACGCAUUCUUUGCGAUCAAGACGUCUGACAAAGAAGGUGCUUUGCUCUAUAUCUUGCACGAGGUCAUUCAAAUGCCUACCGGUGCUACAGAGCAAAGCCAACGCCGUCAGGAGGAGAAUGAGAAAGGGAAAGGAUUCAAUAAACGCAAGCGUCCGGAAAAGCAAAAGUCCAUCUACAAAGAAUCUCCCACCAAGCAUUCGACAAUUGUGUUCGCCGCGACCAAGCAUCAUGUCGACUACCUAUACGCUUUGCUGAUUGAGGCGGGAUUCGCAACGUCUUAUGCCUACGGUUCCCUGGAUCAAACGGCUCGCAAGAUCCAGGUUGAGAAUUUCAGACAAGGCUUAUCCAAUAUUUUGGUCGUCACAGACGUGGCCGCUAGAGGUAUCGACAUUCCCGUGCUGGCUAAUGUCAUCAACUACGAUUUCCCGUCGCAACCAAAAAUCUUUGUUCACCGUGUCGGGCGUACGGCUCGAGCUGGCCAGAAGGGAUGGAGUUACAGUUUGGUUCGGGACGCAGAUGUGCCGUACCUUCUUGAUCUUCAGCUGUUCCUUGGCCGACGACUGGUUCUAGGCCGCCAGUUUGGGGAUCAGGUCAACUUUGCCGAGGACGUUGUCACGGGAUGCGUCCCCCGGGAUGCGUUGUCCCGCAGCUGUGAAUGGGUGACUAAGGUUCUAGAUGAAGAUGCGGACAUUGCUACCCAGAGACAAGUUGCCCAGAAGGGUGAGAAGCUGUACAUGCGCACGCGCAAUGCUGCUUCACUGGAAAGUGCCAAGCGAGCCAAGCAGGUUGUCUCCUCAGAGGACUGGUCCACAAUUCAUCCGUUAUUCAAUGAUGCAGCGAACCAGAUGGAAGCCGAGCGUGAGAACAUGCUUGCCCGGAUCGGUGGCUACCGGCCACAGGAGACCAUUUUCGAGGCCAAUAACCGACGCAAUGGUAAAACCGAAGGCGAUGCCUCCAUUGAUACAAUCAAACGCAUCCGCAAGACUGUGGAUGCCAAAAAGAAGCGGGCACAGGCGAAUGAACAAUCCGAGUUGCUCGAGUCAGGGGAAGCCAAUGCGGCUGCGGAAAGCGGCUUUGACGAAGAGGACGAUGACGUUCCACAAGAAGCGGGUGACAACAUGUCGAUGGCAUCUGAUUCCGACCUUGAGGUCACCUUCUCCGCCUAUUCACAACCAACCACCAAGAAAAACGAUGUGUCUGCCACAUCGUUCCAAAACCCUGACUACUUUAUGGGAUAUACGCCUGCCAACCACAACAUGGCUGAAGACCGGGCCUACGGUGUUCACUCGGGCACAAAUCAGAACUUUACCCAGGCGUCUCGCAACGUAACUAUGGAUCUUACUGGAGACGAAGGUGCCAAGGGCUUCGGCGAGGCACGCUCCAUCAUGCGCUGGGACAAACGACACAAGAAGUACGUCGCUCGACAAAACGAUGAAGACGGCUCCAAGGGCGAGCGACUAGUCCGAGGUGAGAGCGGUGCCAAGAUCGCUGCCAGCUUCCGGAGCGGCCGCUUCCAAGCAUGGAAGAAGGGCAAGCGACUUGACCACAUCCCUCGCGUAGGUGAGGCUGAAACACCUGGGAUGGCGAACGGAUUCAAAUCCGGCUUCGGCGGUGGACGGCGAUUCCGGCAUCAAAAGGACCAGGCGCCUAAGCGGGCAGAUCCGCUCCGGGACGACUUCGAGAAAAUGAAGAAGAAAAAUGCGGCGGCCAAGGAGCGUAACUUUAGCAAACCGGGUGGUGCUGCAGCUGGUGGAAAGAGCGAGAUUCACUCGACUGAUGAUAUUCGCAAAGCACGCAAGCUCCAACAGAGGCGGCGCGAGAAGAAUGCCCGGCCAUCGAGGAAGCGGUGA
Messenger RNA from Penicillium riverlandense, 2757 nucleotides. RefSeq names its product ATP-dependent RNA helicase DBP10. Gene Ontology annotation, cellular component: nucleus. The transcript has a single exon. Lineage: Eukaryota; Fungi; Ascomycota; Eurotiomycetes; Eurotiales; Aspergillaceae. The record is from RefSeq and is a predicted model, not a curated record. The coding region runs from base 1 to 2757 and encodes 918 amino acids. Gene Ontology annotation, molecular function: RNA helicase activity; RNA binding; ATP binding.